This is a messenger RNA of Penaeus indicus, 13522 nucleotides long. RefSeq lists its product as uncharacterized. The record is from RefSeq and is a predicted model, not a curated record. The coding region runs from base 1706 to 9568 and encodes 2620 amino acids. Gene Ontology annotation, molecular function: protein binding. Gene Ontology annotation, cellular component: cytoplasmic vesicle. NCBI's taxonomy places the organism in Eukaryota, Metazoa, Arthropoda, Malacostraca, Decapoda, Penaeidae. The transcript has 10 exons.
GCGGCUCGCUCGUACCGCCAUCGCCAGUUGUGCGCCGAACGCCGUCGGGAAAGGGUGUGUGUCACGCCAGGAAAGCCCACCAGACGGACGAUUUAAUACGGCAUUAAUUUUAAAGAUACAGUAAACUGAAGUGUAGUGUACGGAAAAUAUAUUCGUUGAUAAAUUGUGUGAUAGGAAACGGGAGAUAAUUUUUUUUUUAUUAUUUCCUCAUCGAAGUGGUAAUCGGUAAUCGGAUUACGAGAGAAGAGAAAAAAGGUCCGGAUUAAAAGGCAAAAGAGACCGACGUCCCCCAUCUGAAGGAUCGGCCAUACGCGAAGACCGCCGAGCGAACGAACGGGACGGAUGCAUCUGGACGCGUUUUUGCAGCACGGAUUCAGCCCACGAGAACGAGGAGAGCCGUUCGUCCAGGACGCGAUCCGGGAGGCAGAUCCGCAUGCAGGCCGAUUCAGAAGGGGCGUUCGUCUAGAAGUCUCCGCUUGAGAUGAACCCCCCCUCUUGCAUGUGCCGUUGAAUGCAACGUCCACGUUUCGCUCGCGUGAAUCUGCACACAAGGCCGGAGACGGAUAAGGAAUAGGAGGGGGAAAAUAAAAAAAGCGCCACUAAGAACAAAACGAAGGAAAGAAGUGCCAAAAAUUAACAAGGAAAGCGAAAUUACUGAGAAGUGAGAAGAGAGAAUAAGUGAGACCGAAAACCCCAAAGGAUUCAGUGUAUAGUAGUGUACUGCAGAAAGUGAUAUUGUAACAAAAAAACGUUGUCAUACUGUCUUUUUUUCAACAAUAAGUGUGCCGCAUCUUAAUUUGCAUAUCGUCGUAAGUGCUUUACAAAUCCUCUUUCAACGUUAACAGUAAUAGUGACGUAGUGCUGACGUCUAACAGCGCCUGACGUGACUGUGAAACAAAACCAUUUUUUUUCCUAUUGUGACAUAACGUGUCUUGCUAGGAAGCGCCUAUAAUAUACUCCAGAUAACAUACUACUUAUAUAUGCAUAUUAUAUCCGCAUCAUUCCUUUAUAUUACCCCUUCUCUAGGACGUAAGUUAGUGCUAAACUCAAGUAUGUAAAAGUUACUCGUACGGAUCUAUAUAAAGGACCUCAUAUAGCUGCUAUAUUGCCUUAUAGAGCAUAUAUAAAUAAAUAUAUAUAUUCAUAUAUAUACACGGUAUCGUAGAUCCUAGCUGUCUUCCUCAACGUCAGAACCUCUGGGACUUAGAACGUUAGCGAAGGAGACGCCCAACGUAGUGCUUUUCUCCUGAACACGGUGCGACCGAAGAAAAGGAGAUGUGAUAUGUAUAUGUAUAUAUAGAAGUAAAUUAUAAAUAGGUAUAUAUCGAUAUCUAUAUAACCGCAAAGACACCUAGAAAGUGUAUAGAAAGCCUGGUUGUUUUUUAUUCUGGUGUUUUCGGUGCUGAGGAAACGAGAGGGAUUUCGCAAGAGGAGGGAUCGCCUGCUGUUAGACCCUUCCUGUAGCCUACGCAUUCAGUCCCGUCCUGCUGGUCUGAAGGCUGAGAGAUAUCGAAGGCGCAGGGAAGGAGAAAGGAAGCGAGGAAAGGAGGAAUAACGACACCCAGAGAAAGAGGGGGAAAAGGAUCGAAGAAGGAACGGAGGAAGGAAGUUCUUUGUGCAUUUGUGUGUGUUUUUUUGUUUUUCGUGAUUUUCUGUUUUAGUUUUUGUUUACAUGUGUAGUUGGUGAAGUCUCCGCGAGGACGCCAUGAUCCUUGAUAACAGGCAAGUCCCCGACAUUAUCGUGAGCCGGGAGGGACUCAGCCAGAACAACAACAACAAUAACAACAACGCCCGCAAUGGCAACGGCAGUCCUCGCCACGUGGGCGGCAGAAAUGGCAACGGCAGCCCCAGGCACGUUAACUAUGGCAACGGCAGCCCCAGACACGUAAACUACGGCAACGGGAGUCCCCGCCAUGUCAACUACGGCAGCGUCAGCCCCCGUCACGCCAACUACGGCAGUGACAGUCCUCGGCACGUGAGCUACGCCAGCGCCAGCCCCCGCCACACGCGCAGCGACAGCAGCAGCGAUGGCCGCGACGCCCCCAGCCACAUGUCGCCGCCCCCGGGAUUCAACAACAACGGCAGCCCGAGGCACACCAACAGGAACGGCUUCGGUGGCGGCCGCCAGGACGGCAACGGCAACAGCAGCGACAGUCCGCGCCACCGACAUCACCAUCACCAGCAACAACAGCAACAGCACCAGCAACAACAGCAACAACAGCAGCAACAGCAGCAGCAACAGCAACAGCAGCACCUCCAAGGCAACGGCAACUUCGGCAGUCCGCGGCACAGCACGCGGAGCGGCUACCUGGGCAGCCCCCGCCACCACAGCAGCGGCGGCGGCGGCAGCGUGAGCCCAAGGCACAUGCAGAGGCUGUACAGCUUCGACCAAGGCCAAGGGAGCCCCAGGCACUCGGUGGGCGACGCCGACGACGCGGACGUAGACCAGCUGGAAGAGGAGUUGAGGCGCCAUGAGCAGAGGCAGCAGGAGCAGGUGCAGCUGCAUCUGCAGCAACAUCGGCAACAGCAGCAGCAGAAACAGCUUGAACAGCAGCAUCGACAGCACCAACAGGAACAGCGGCAACAACAGCACGAACAGCAACAGUAUCGUUUACAACAGCAACAGUUCCUCGAACAGCAGCAGAAGCAGAAACUGCGGCAGCACCAACAGCACAAUAAUCAUCCUCAGCAAACUAAUCAAAAGUAUCAAGAACAGCCGCAGCAGAAGCAGUUGCAGCAGCAGAGGCCACAGCCACAGCAGAAACAGCAGCAGCAGCAGCAGCAGGACUGCGUGGAUCGCGGUGCCAGGACGGCCAGCAAGAUCCCCGUGCAGGUGGGGGAGAAGGGGCGCGACAAGGCCAGUUCGCCCGAGUCGCCGCCCGAGAGCCAGCCUGCCCAGCUGGGUCCGGCCAGCCCGAAGAAGGCGCCGCCGAAGAAGGGGCGCGGCCACGUGACGUCGACGCCCGUGCGGAAGGCGGCGGAGCCCGAGCCGAAGGCGCCGUCGGACUUCAAGGCUGUGGUGAAGGAGUACUCGCAGCAGAGCCCCAAGCGCAUCAACCUGCGCAACAAGAACUACAACUACUUCAAGUACGGGCUGUGCCGCAUCGAGGUCAAGGACAAGCCCACCAAGAACUGGCAGCCAUGGCGGCGCUUCGAGGAGGGCGACAAGUGGAGCUCGCCGGAGAACGACAACCUGGAGGUGCGCGACAAGCUGAACACGCACUCCACCAAGUGGAACCGCCAGAACAGGAACUGGUCGUCGCCAGAGCAGGAGGAGUGGGGCGGCGGCGGCGGCGGAGGCGGAGGAUGGAACAUCGAGUGCGACAAGAGCGAGGAGGAGAACGACCAGGUCUUCAUUCCCGACGAGGAGGAGCGGCAGGACGAACACAUGGACGACCAGAGGCAAGAGGAGGAGGAGGAGGAAGAGGCGGAGGAGGAGCCCGUGCCCAAGCGUGAGGUCCGGCGGGUGCCCCGGAGCAGCAGCUACGGCCGGAGGGAGUCCUGGCCCGCCAUGAACGGAAACCUGAUCUCGUUACCCGUGGAGUCCGACCGCGGCCCGAGCCCCCUGGCCAGGGAGCGGGCGGCCAGUCCGCGCAGCAACGAGUCCUCCGUCAGCAACCCCCGCCGGAGCCUCAGCGGGGUGCCGGAGAACAGGAACUACCGUAUCUCGAGUCCGAUCCACCGGGGGGUGAGUCCGGUGCAGCGGGGGGCGAGUCCGAUCCACCGGGGGGCGAGCCCGAAGUGCGUGAACCGCGGGUCGUCGCCGCGGACGGUGGGCGGCAGCCGCGGGCCGAGUCGCGGGCCGAGUCCCCGCUGCGGCAGCCGGUCCAGCGGCUCCCUGGGCUCGCUGGCCACGAGUCCGGCCACAAGCAUGGACUCCCGGAAGGUGGUGGACACGGAGACCGACUGGGACUCCGGCGUGGACUCGGUUACUUCCAAGAUGGUGCUUAUUAGGUGUAAGGACGCAAACUACCUGACGAGGAUCUACCUCGACAAAGAAGGAAUACAUUCCCUGAAAGUCGUAGGGCGAGUGGGAGUGGGCGGGUCCGCGCCAGAUCACGUGAUGAACGAGGGCCAGUCAGGAGCUGCGCCAGGUAACCUCCACUCCAAUCAUCAUGCCUCCAGCGAUGACGUCACCAAAUUCAACGGUGACGUCACGGGCCGCGACAACCUAUCGGAGAACACGGCCAGUUUGAUCAGCCAAGCCACCGACAUCGAGUUCGAACAUGACACCGCCGACUACCAGUGGUUACUCGAUUAUGACCUGCCGUGCGCUAGGUAUCGCGAGAGUUACAGCCGCGAGGUGGGGACGGCGGCGUCGCUGUGCCCGGGGCGCGACGGCUCGGGGCGCGUGUCGGUGCUGGAGCCGAGCCAGGGCCAGCUGCAGGACCUCUCCUACGAGACCCUGGCCAGGAACCUCGACGCCAACCUCGCCCAGAUCGACAUGGACGACUUCCACAGCGAGGACAUACACAACAUCCUCACGCUGCCCACCAUGUGCGGGGAGUUCCAGUCCCUCCUGCAGAGCGCCGAGGACGGAGAGAUGUUCGCCAGCGUCUCGGGCUCCAUGAUGGACCGCUACGACCUGGACUCGUCCGUGUCGCCGCGCUCCUCCUCCCACUGCGACCGGGAGGAAGAAUGCGACGAGGAGGAGGAGGAGGAGGAAGAGGAGGAGGAGGAGGAGGACGAGCGCGAUGGCGGCCACCGCGGCGACGGCCGGAGGGACGACGAGCUGGAGGCGGAGGGCGAGGAGGAGGAGUACAGCGGCGUGAGCGGGGAGCUGUCCCUGUACCAGUCCGGGCCGCUGUUCUCGCCGCUGAAGGAGCCGCCGCCGCUGGCCAACACCACCUUCAGCGUGGACUCCCUGGACUGCGACUCCCUCCACGACGACCUCAUCCUCACCUGCCAGGCCAACAAGGACAACUACACCAUCGCCUUCGAGGGGUCCUUCGUGCAGUACUCCGAGGACUCCGACUACCACGAGGCUGUAGAGAGCGAGUCCAGCGGCUGCAGCCACCACUGGUCCGGGGAGCGGCUGGAGGGCCGCUGCUCCGCGCCCUCCAUGACCCACUCGGACGAGCCCUACACCACCUGGUCGAGAGUGAGCCGCAGGUCGUCGCGAACGCCGGAGGUGCCUUCGAGGGCAACCAUCGCCCACCCUCAGCCGGGAGGAGGCAGCCGCGGGGCCGAGAGCGCCAAGCCCCCGGCCCAGGGCCAGUCGAGCAGCAAGAGCAACAGCAUGCCCAACCUCAUGCGGCGCUCGCUCAUGCGGCGGUCUCUCGAGGCGGCCGGAGGGUGCGUCAAGGUAUUCGACCUGCAGAACAGCAUGAGGUCCAGCCAGAGCAGCAGGACGAUAGGGAACGAGGCCAGCAACUUCUCGCUGGUGAAGCUGUUCAUGCGGCAGAAGAGCUUGAGCAAGGAGGCCGUGAGUCUGUCGUCCAGCAUAUCGCAGGAGGGCGCCUGCUGCUCCAGCUCGGACAACCAGUCCAACGUGCACGACUCCUCCGACUGGCCCAUGAACAGCCAGUCCGAGAACGACAUGGACGGCAGCGCCUCGCCGGUGCCGCCGCCGACUCUCAUGCGGCAGAACGGCGUGGUGUACCACGAGCGCGGCUUCAGGCGGAGAAGAGGCUCCCUGGGAGCGCCGGAGAUAACGCCGAGAGCCAACAACGUCACCUCGAAUCUGCAGGACUUCAGCGCGGACACCACCAACACGGGCACCACAGACACAGCUGCUAUCACUGCCAAUGCCCAGCAAGACGGGCUCCUAAACAACAACAACAACAAUAUAAUAUCUGCAGCAGCAGUGCUAGACAACAACAGCGUCCAGCUCACGAACACCAUGGAUAACGUGACCAGCUUUGAGGACAGCCUGAAGGAGACGAGUCCCUGCUCCAAGCCGCCCGUCACCAGCCCCAUUCGGGAGGAGCCGGAAGGCAUGGACAUUUCCAUGGACAGCCGAGGGGAGAGCAAGGUGCUCCUCGACCAGUCAGAGAAGGAGACGAAGAUUGCGGACGUGCUCAGGCUCAGAGACAACAAGCUGAACAUGGAUAAGAACAACAUGUCUCCUAUCAAGAACAUUGCCGGCAAGGACAAUGGAAAUAAGAACAUGAACAAGAAUGCCUUCAACAUCCGCGUGGACGAGCGGAAGAGAUCUCAGUCACCGGGGACGCCCAAGAAGAGUGGCGGCAGCAACCGCCGCGAGGGCCCCAACAGCACGCCGCGUCGCAGACAAGACUCCGGCAACUCCUCCAGCGGCUACCUCUCCAACAGGGGCUCCACAGAGAAGAUCAGGAGACCUUCAGACUCUGACACUCCCCAGCAGAAGCCUCGACCGAAACCCCGAGUGCUGAAGCAGAUGUCAGACCAGUGCCUUCAGACUUCCAACAUGAAGGUGUCUGCAACCGUCAACACAAGCUUCGAUUUCGACAAGAAAGAAGUCUACGUUUAUUAUCCAAAUUAUGCCUUACCCGACCUUGCGUUCCUCAAGGAUAAGAAAUACUGCAUGGACGCCCGGGUCUUCCUCGUCCCUCAGCACUACCACAUUCGGCCUGAGGAGGUGAGGCGGGCCAGGGAGGCCAGGGCCAGGCGCCCCUUCUCGUGCGGAGACAUGGAGAAACUCAAGAAGCACGGAUUCAGCCACAUUCGGGACUGGGAUUCUCUGAACUUCCUGCUGCCAAAAGAACUGAAGGAAAUGCUGCUUGAUGAAACAGAAUGCAUGGAAACCACAAAGCCCUCGUUCUGCCAGUCCCCGAAGCCCUCCCGGCGCCCCAUGAGCUGUGAUUACACGCCGCAGAGGUACUCGCACGAACUGAAGGGCUCCGCCAGCAGCAACUCCACACAGCCUUCCUCGGGCUUCAGAGGGUCCUCUACGAUGCUCAAUGACUCCGAAGGGGAAAAUGGAGGCCUGGACCAGAGAUACGUUUAUAAGUAUGACAGUGCCAGCACAGACUCGGAAGGCAUUGAGAAGCCCCCGCCCUUGCCCAAGAGGUCUAUAUCCCUACCAGUCGAGGAGAGACACGGGCCAGACGAUCCAGAUACGCCUCCGCCUCGACCACCUCUACCGCGGGGCAUCCUGCGAAAGACUUCUUCUCUGAAGGAGGACCCAUCAAAGGGGGCCGGAGGCCACAACAAACGCUACAGUGCAAUUGAUCCGGGCAGAGGCAACAUGAGGGAGGACCUGUUGAAGAGGAGAUCCUUGCAGGAGCCCAUGGAGUACAUGGCACACAGGAACGCCAGGGAGACCAUCCCCGAGGUAGGUGCCCAACAGCCAGCACAGCAGGAAGUGGAGAAGGAGCGGGCGAUGAGUCCUCCGUCCCCCAUGGGAUGCAGCUGCGUCAACCAGUGCACAGGGUUCUGUGGUAAGGGUCUUCAGAAGAAAAAUCUGCUAAGGGUCAGUGAGCUGCCAGACAUCUCCAGCCACGAGGACCUGACGGAGGAUGACCUUCUCCGCAUCAGGUCACAGGUCAGCACCUUCCUCGUUACAAAGGGAACCAGCCUAAGUCCUAUUAUGGCCGAUGUGAACGGGCCCUGUGACCUCUGCCCGAAGAAGAGUGUCAGCUUUGCAGAAAAGACGCCCAACGCCGAGGUUCCCCCAGGAGGACUUAAUGCCGACGGGACCGAAGAAGACCCGAGGCCGAUGGUCUACGACGCCCACGACAAGAAGACCCUCGUGCUGUCCGUUCGCGCCGCCGUGGAAAAACUAGUCACCCAUUUCUCCACUGCUUCGUCACAGCAAGAAAAGAUCAAACUAGGUACAAGUUCCCUGAACCCAACCGUGGCCCAGAUAGCCUUAGAAAAGCUGUGUCCUGCCGUGUACGCCCUCCUGAGCGACGGGCUGCACCCCUCUCUGCACUCCCUCUUCGGCAAAAUCAACAACUCUGUGUGGCGAGUCGUCGAGGUUACCAGUCAAAUCAGUCCCUCCACAAAGGCUCUGAAUGACUUGGUGUUGACGUUGAACAGCGAGGAGUGCCUCUCCGAAGGUCCGAUCAAAUUUAAUGCUUUCGUCUUUGGACUACUUAACAUCCGUUCCUUGGACUCCUGGAUGAGUUACCUCCGGACGCGAGAGAGCAUCAUCCAGAAGCACUACCACCCCGAGGCCUUCCUCUACCUCUCCAACACAGCCACCAGGUCCCUCUACGACGACCUGCUCAUUGCCCUCCGGCCGCUCGCCAUCCUGCCCUUCAACCUCGACCUCCUUCAUGAAUACAAAGCCCUGCACGCCAGCCUGCAGAAGAUGGAGGAGAGGCUCCUUCAGCACACGAAGGAGAGCCCGGGAGAACGCCCUCCAUCAGUCCUGGACCACCUUCUGGCCUCGAAGGAGACCAAGGAGUUCAAGAACGCGGUGCAGCAGGACAGAGUGAAAGCCCUCAUGCGCGUGCUCACCUCCCCGGACCUGGACGAGAACGAGCUCCUGCAGUCUAUCACAGACCACACUCGGGAGAGGUCCCGCAGUCCCAGACCGAGGUCGUGCUACGAACACGUGGCGAAUGAGGAGCAGAACACGACACUGAGGAAGCGAUGGAGUGGAGUCCAACUUGGCUCGAGGCUCCUCACGGCUAUUGAUAAGCUGAUGCUUGAGGAAGCUGGCCCUUCAUCCAGCGACGACUACACGGACUCCAUUGAUAACCCCAAGAACAACCAGCGGCCCAGCAAUGCCCGGGGGCUGGAAGGCUCGGAAGAGAAUCUCCAGACAGACCUGAAGGUCAGUGAUAUUUCCAGUAGAGAUGGAGACAUUAGCGAGAGGUCGGCGUCAGAGAAGGACACGGAGAACGAGAAGGGGGCCCGUGCAUGUGCGAACAACGAUGAUGACGAUGAGGAACCGGAAGGAGUCAGGUUCAGGCGCUUGCAACUCAAAUGGGAACAAAUGGCAGGGCCAGAGAAGAAAGCACCUCCCCCUCCCAAGGCACCAGCACCCACAGUGCCUGAGAAAGCUGUCAGUCCCAGUAGUGGCAGCAGGUCCAGAAUACCCAGGCCUGUCAGCAUGACUUCCCCGCAGCGUCCCUUCAAGCCUUUCGACCCAUCGAAAGAGAAAACUUCACCCCAGAUCAAACCAGCACUCAUGCAAAAGCAACACUUGAACACAGCACCAAAGGAAUUGCCAAAGCCAGCCCCGAGAAGGUCCCUGAAGGACAAGUCCUCCGUUCAAAACAGUCCAGAUGAACCCAGCAACACCGCGGUGCGCCCCCCAUCGGUGCGGUCGCGUCUGGCACCGCGGCCCAACUCCGUCAACCUCAGCCUGGCCACCGGUCGUGCCUCUUCAGUACCAGGUCGUGUGCCGAACACCGGAGACAAGACCAACAAUGCCAGUGGCAGGUACGAUGGACAGCGUAGGUAUGCCGGGCAGCAGCGGUCGGCCAGCCACGGGAGACGUGUGGCGCCAGGAGAUUCACCCAAGUUGGUGCAGACGCUCCACCACCGCAUGGCGACGGACAACGGCCACCUCAGCUUCAGCCGGGGGGACAUCCUGACGCUGGUCGUGGAGGUGGACGACCGCUACCUCCUCUGCUGCCACAACGAGCGCAAGGGACUCGUGCCAAGGUCCUCCGUCAUCGUCUACGAGGCAUGAGGAUCGGCGUCGCCCGGAGGAAACGAGCGCGAGAAACAGAGAUAGAUAGAUAGAUAUAGAGAACGAGAGGAAGAGAGAUUAAUGAGUGAGCGAGAGAGAGAGGAAGAAAUGUAGAAGAAAGAAAGGAAAAUGAUAACAUUGUGUGCCUGAUGAUGAGAGAAGGAGGACGCAGACCAGGCUCUCCUCUGAAGCAGUUCGGGUGCUGUGGGACUCGAAAUUUAUUGGGUAAAUAGCUUAGUGCAAUAGUAGAUGUUCGAGGAAGGUGUCUUUGAUAGGAAAUUCACCCCCCCCUCCUCGUCCACCCUCCACCCUCCUGUGUGUUGGGAGAAAUGUAUUAUCAGUUUUAAUUAUGUACAAAUCAAUUGAGGCUAUCCAAGAAAAGAAUAAAUUACAGUAAAAAUUUCAUGACCAGCAACCAUUCCUUUAAGAAAAAGAAAUGAAUGUAAUUUAUGAUCACUGAGCUUAGAGCUAUGAUAUAUUUCGAGGAAGCAGACGGCAAGAGGACAAUUGCUAGCAAUGCCAGUACAUAUAGCUUUUAAGACCUUUUAUAUGCUACUCACAAAACCUGCAACAAACACUUUAAGAGGAAACUGUACAUGAUUUUGAGUAGUAUUUUCAACCUUAUGCACAUAAUCCUUCCUGUCAUUUUCUCACUGACGACGAAAAAAAAGAAAGAAAAAAUAUUCAUUACUUUUAAGAAUUCUUCGAAAAAAAACCUUAAAGAAAGACCGUGAAAUCCAAAAAAAAAAAAGGAAUGGCCGAGACGAGUGACUCCGCUGUCUUGCCAGAUGUUUCCGCUCUCCCAAAGCUCACGACAAAGGCUACGGUAUCCUUCCUCAGUGUUGUCUUGAGGGCGAUACGCAGAACCUCAAAGUCCCCCAUAAGUUUGGCAUAUGACACUUAAGGUUUUCGGGAAUCAUUAGAGGCGUUCUUUAUGGAUGGAAUAUACUGUGACAUCUUCUUUUAUACUCGUUCAUUUUUUCUUUCUCAGUGAGAUUACCCAAAUUUUACAGUCUUAGAAUCGUCAUUUCUUCCCCCCCCUUCCCCCCCGUUUCGUUUCGUCAUUCAUUUUGUACAGAAUCCGUUCACUAGCAUUUAUUUCAAGGGGAAACACAGGUAAAACACUAACAACUUGAUGAAAAUGAUAUAACGCUAUGCAGAGGUAAGGCACGUUUUUCUACGGUCGCUAAAGGUUCAUGUAGAUAUUUUAAACGCUUGGCGAAACCAAAAGUCAAUCUUUUCUUGUAGAUUUUACUUAAUGGGUAUUUGAUCUCAGUAUGUGAUAUUGUAAGUUAUGUAUCCGUAUUAAUUCUGUAAAUAACAAAGCACAUUUUCAAAAAAUCUUUACAGUAUAGCACCAUUUGCACUAGAUACAGUUGGCUCUGAACACAUUUUUCUUUUCCGUACAAUACCAUUAUUUUAUCUUUAUGUAUUUGCUCUCCUAUAAGUUAAUUAUUGAAUUAUGAUUUGAACCUUGAUAAUUCCAGCAUCAAAGCAUUCCUCCCCAAUGAAACGCUAUUACAGAAACCUGAAUUAAUAAGAGCGUGUGUCCAGAGCAUAACGUGUAUCGCUGCACUUCCUACCCUCAGUGUCCGGGUUACGUAGCAGCGUUAGUGGCUGUUUGGUUCUGAUGGGUCAUGUUGAGAGACUGGCUAGUUCUGCACCCUGUUAUUGCUUGCCUUGACACUUGUUAUUUUUCCAUUGCUUUUUAGUUUAAAUCUUCAGGUGAUCUUUACUUUAUUUUGCAUCUUAUGUUAUUCCUCUUGGUUCUAAGUUAUUGGCGCUUUGAUUAUAAGAGUUGGUAGGUAGGGACGUAUUUUUUUUAUCAGCUUUUAGUUCACUUUUAGUAACCUUAGCCCAAUAGCUUGGUUGAUCCAAAUUACUAUUUUUAUGCAGUAAGUCUGUUUUUUUUUAUUUUCUUAUUUGUCAUACAGACUGGACUUAAGCCUAUAUGUUUUUUAUAUCUAUAUUAACAUUUUUUACAACUGUUUUAAAGAUAAUUUUCAGCUUUCACUACUGAAUGCUGAAAUUUUUAAAAUCUGCUUUUAUUUUACGAGGAACUAACACCUUGUAUAGUUAACCAGCUUCCUAUGUCCAAGCUGGUUGUGAGUAACUAGGCUUAUGGUCUUCUGUUGAUAUUUUCUCCUCUGUUGCCUGCUACUUCUCUAGCCAGUCCCUCAGGGGUGACACAGACAGUAAGGCCGAGUAUACUACGGUAUACUACAAGGAACUUACUAACUGUCCCUCUUACUAAAGUUCAUAGCUUCCUUAUCCUUCCCUGCAUGCCUCCGGCGGGCUGUCGCGGGUUUGUCUUUCCUGUCUGUAGCUAGUUUUAUCUCUCUGCCUUGGGUCUUUAUUUGCUUUGGUAGUCAGGGCUCUCCUCUUCCUGUCUAAGGGAAACCUCAGGCGGCCUGCGUUAUGUUUUUUUUUGUUUGGGGUUCCAUGUGGUUACAUACCGUAGUUUCUUCCUGCCUUGCGAAUUCGGGAAGACAUCGCUGUCGCGGCUUCAACCCAGCACUUUUAUUUUCCCACUGUAAGUAUAAAGUCGAGAUUUGAAGGACUGUAUGAUUUGGCUCCGAAAAUUUCAAUGGUGGAAAAUUCUCUUUUUCUCUCUAAAUACAAUUUAUUUUUUUCGUACUACGUCUCGUACCAAAAUGCCAUCCAAAGAGAAUGACGAAUGAUCCCGGCGCAGAAAGAAUUUUUAUAACUAUUCCAACUGUCACUGUUGGCCUCAGCAAUGCCAGCUGUUCAUCUUUUACUAGUAACUAGACCUUUUACCUUGUAGAUGUGAAGCCUAGCAUCUCUGUGUUGUAGUAGAUCUCUUGUGUAGAUUCCCCCCUGAAUUGGUUGCAGUUUAAGGAGUUGCAAAGAAUCUGCAGUGUUUUGUUUCCAUCACCCAUAGGUAAUGUUCCAGAGUAGCUAGUAAGUCUGUGUUUCUCCUUGUGAUGUAUAGAUACCAAGUCAAAAAAAAGAUGUAAUUAUUGUGUAAUGAAGGGAAAAAAACAAGAAUUCUUUUUAUGUAUGCUUUGUGUAAUUAAUAGGUGCAUUGUUUCUGUACAUUUUGAUAGCUUUGUUACUUAUUUUGUUGCUAUUUACCCUAGGAAUUUAGGGUUGAAAUCAAGAGUCGGAUAAGAAGCUUUAUUAUUAAGUAUAACGGAGGGUGCCUAAGUCUUGUUUCUCUAUAUUUUCGUAUGACCAAAGAAAUACACAAAACCACUUAAAACUUUGUACAUUUUAUGUAGAAUGUAAAAAUUGGUUUGUAGAUAUUACAAAAAAAAUAUACAUUUGGUUAAUGCUUUAAUGUAAAAUAAUAAGUUGUAUUGCUAUUGCUGAUAUAUGGUAGGUCAUUAUUUUUCUUGCCAGUACUCGUCGGACAGUCGCAGCACGGACAAAUUAAGCCGAGUAUUCCCGCAAAUUAGUAACUCUGUCUUAAUUAAGCGAGGGUUGGCAUCAUUAGGGUAAAGUCUCCUGAGGAUGUUUACAUUAUAUACAUGUGUAAUAUUAAUAUUAUUAAUAAUGAUAAUGGUAAUAAUAAUAUUAUUAAAAUAAAAAAAGGACGAGACAUCUAAUCCAAGUCUCUUCACGGUGGGUAGUUUGGCUUAUCACCAUCCUAUUGUAUGUAAUGGUAUUCUCAUGUUAAAAAUAAAGCCACCGCGUCUGUUUAAAGUUUAAUACACGAGUCAAUAUAAGAAACAAUAUCCCUCGUAACAUAACCAGAAAUUGAUGGUCAGUAGUGAUGUUACACAAUGGAUUUCUGCACCUUCGGUAAAGCGAAUUUCGUAUGAUUUCAACAAGAUGGGAAAUUGUGCUUUACGAAGGGCUGGUGUAAGGGUCAUGGUUGCUGAUCACCCUACUGUUAUGCAUGUCUCCUGUCUGUCUGCUGACGAAAGCAGCAUUUUGGUUUCCAUAUUCACUGCUCUAUUAAUAAGGUGAAUAAAAUAUUGGUCAGGUAAA